UACUGUUUUUUUUUUUUUUUUUUUUUUUUUUUUUUCUAGAUUUUUCUAAAUCUAAAGAUUUUUUAGAAAAUUUUAUCCAGAUUCUCCCAAAAAAAAAAAAAAAUAUCUAAAGUUUUUAAGGCUUUAUCGUUUAAUUUUGAGGUGUGUGGUCUCUACUGGUCCCAAACUUAAAUGAAUAUUUCUUCUCACCAUUUCUGGGCUUCUUCUUCUUCUUUUUCUAGUUGUAUUGUUUGCUCAGUUGAGAGAGGAAGAUCAGUCCCAACAAAUACACUUCGAGAGUCCUAAAUCAAAGGUGAAAAUUACUGCUUAAUAUAUAUUUUGAAUUGUAUGACAGCUUAAUAUAUAAAGCAAAAUCAUUCAAUGGAAUCUCCGGAGCCCUUAAGCGAAUGGGAGCAAAUCGACUCACCUUCCCCUCGCUCCCCUCCUCCACACCAAUCCGUUUUUUCUUCUCACAUGGCCGAUACUCAAAUUCAACAACAAAACCACUCUCCUGAUUCCUCAUCAUCUUCUUCGCCGACGCCGGCGUUGUCUUCGUCAUCCUCGACCAAUUUGGAGUCUAACGAAGAGGACGCUCAAGCUCAACGGCGGCGGCCUGAAUCAUCAGACUCUCGGCUCGCGGCGGUGAAAGAAUUCAAGAAGCAAUUGAGAUUGCGAAUGGGGAUCCUGAAGACCGAUGUUCUUGGCGCGGCUACCAAGAUUUGUAAUUACAGAUUGGUAGCGCUGUGGAGAUUUUGGUCGAUUGUUUCGGUGGCCGGAGCGAUUACGGCGGUGUUGCUCUCUCUGCUCUACGCCAAGAUGAGGCGUCCGCGAUGGAGACCGACUGUUCUUCGCCGCCGGCGCGGCGAAAAUAACGAGCCUCUGCUCCUUCUGCUUAAAGAGAAAGAUGAGAAAAUCAGCCAGUUGCUUGUUCAGAUUGCUCAUAUGAAUGAAGCUUUAUCGGCUCGGCGAAGGGUUCCUGUAAUUCGAGUUGGUUGAGCUGAGAGGCCAUGGAAGGAACUCAAAGGGGCUUUUUUUCCUUAGCGCAAAACCCAUAAUCGUACGUAUAUAUUUUGUAUGUAUUUUUAUGUCGAAGUGUUAUUUAUUCAAAAGUCGAUAGAUAUAGCUUUUUUGUUUUUGUUUUUGUAUUAUUCUGAUUCUGUAUGAAAGUUGAAACGACAUUACAAGCUUACUUGGCAUUAAAACAAAAUUUAAAAAUGGCUACUAUUAUUUUUGUAGUUACUAGUUAAAAAUUCAUGUGAAAUGUAAUGUUCUUGUUGAA
Messenger RNA from Cannabis sativa, 1258 nucleotides. RefSeq lists its product as uncharacterized. The coding region runs from base 361 to 975 and encodes 204 amino acids. The record is from RefSeq and is a predicted model, not a curated record. The transcript has 2 exons. NCBI's taxonomy places the organism in Eukaryota, Viridiplantae, Streptophyta, Magnoliopsida, Rosales, Cannabaceae.